Molecule: messenger RNA, 5868 nt
Organism: Leptidea sinapis
Lineage: Eukaryota; Metazoa; Arthropoda; Insecta; Lepidoptera; Pieridae
Gene: Rac1
Product: ras-related C3 botulinum toxin substrate 1
Exons: 6
Coding region: 293-871 (192 amino acids)
Biological process (GO): establishment or maintenance of cell polarity; regulation of cell shape; small GTPase-mediated signal transduction
Cellular component (GO): cytoplasmic vesicle; cell projection; cell cortex
Molecular function (GO): GTP binding; GTPase activity; protein kinase binding
Source: RefSeq, a predicted model, not a curated record
UAAGCUGUGUUCUGUGGGCCUGUGAGACGUGAGUACUGAGUCGUGAGUGUCGUGAACCAAAUCAAAUUUUGGAUAAAAUUGUUAUAGAAAUUAUUAUUCUGACUGCAACUGAAUUCCAGCAAAUAUAAUGAAAUUUUAAAACAAUACAAAGUAUUCACCCUAUUUUGGUCUGACUGUAUAGUUAAUCGUGUAAUUUAUAAAGCGGAGACAAUACCAAAGUGGCGAAGGCAGUUAUCAAGCAUCCGCUGUGAUAAUCGUGAAAAAUUUUAGUGAUAGAGAUCUUUGUUGAGAAAUGCAAGCGAUCAAGUGUGUCGUGGUUGGCGAUGGAGCCGUGGGUAAAACAUGCCUUCUCAUCAGCUACACCACAAACGCUUUCCCAGGAGAAUACAUACCCACCGUGUUCGACAACUACUCGGCGAACGUGAUGGUGGACGGCAAGCCCAUCAACCUGGGACUCUGGGACACGGCGGGCCAGGAGGACUACGAUCGACUCCGACCCUUGUCGUACCCGCAGACGGACGUCUUCCUCAUAUGUUUCUCGCUGGUCAAUCCCGCCUCCUUCGAGAACGUUCGUGCUAAGUGGUACCCGGAGGUGCGGCAUCACUGCCCCAUGACGCCCAUCAUCCUGGUCGGUACCAAGGUGGACCUUCGCGAGGACAAGGACACUAUUGAGAAGCUGAAGGAUAAGAAGUUAGCCCCCAUCACCUAUCCGCAGGGCCUGAGCAUGGCAAAGGAGGUCGGCGCUGUUCGUUACUUAGAGUGCUCGGCGCUCACUCAGAAGGGCCUCAAGACGGUGUUCGAUGAAGCGAUCCGAGCUGUCCUCAUCCCGCCGCCGCCCAUCAAGUGUAAGCGAAAGUGUAGCAUUUUGUAAAGGAAGAAGGUAGUGCAAAAAGAGCUGCAGCAUUGCAAAUUGCGUGAAGAUCCGUCGAUAUUCUGAGAUAUAUUGACUGUGCACAUAUAAUGCAUUCAUAGAUUUAUAAUAAUUCUUAAUAAUCAUUAAUGUAACGUGUAUGUGAUUGAGAUCAUAUGUAACCGCUUCUGUAUUGUCUGUGGAUUGUACUGACAUGUUUCGUUUGUUGUUUAGUAUUUCUUUCCUCUGGGUUGCCAUUGCGAAUGUUAACUUCAGCCUACGCAUUAACACAUUGUAGUUUUCAAUUUAUGUGCCUAAAUUUUGCAAGUUAUUUCUGCCAUCUAAAAAACGUAUUGUUUUAAACUAUAAAUUAAUUCAAAUUACAAUAACUGACUCAAUAUAAGUUAAAUUGGUUUUUCUCACAGAGUAAUAUUAAUAUUGAUAAAAGUAACAAAAAAUUACAUUCACUAUGUUAUAUAUUUAGAGUCUGUGUCAAUAUUUUUUCAUUAAUUUUUUUCGAGUACUUUUAUAUACAAUACUUAACAUGCAUUCCUAAAUAAAUAGAAAGUUGAAUAGUUUUGUUUCUAUUAUUAUAUAAAACAGUUAAAUGUAUUUGUCUAAAGUGGAUAUUACUUGGGAUUGUUGAAUUUUAUGUUAGGCAGAGGUUAUAUUUUUCGAUUAUUGCUUAUUUUUUCUUCCGGUUGUUGUAUAUCAAUAUAGAUUAUAAAAGUACAUUUUCAGUAUUUGCUAAGGAUAAUUGUGUAAGUGUUUGUUUACAUGAAGUUCUAUAAAAAUUUAAGGACAUAUCAUUUACAGCCGAAUAGCGGAACGGCAAAAGUGUGCUUAAAGAUAAUGUAAGCACACUUUUCUUCUUAGACUGGGUUGCAUCAUAUUAGCUGUUAUAUCUAAUGUUUAAGUAAAAUUUAACGUUAAAAGUAACGCUGACGUUAACUUAGACUGCGGAAUGUGUUGCAUCAUUGUAUUCCUUGCUAGUUUUAAAGUUAAAAAGUGAAAUAUCAAGUCUAUGUCGAAUAUAUAUUUGAAACUUUUGGCUGGUUGCUAUUGAGCUACUUAAACCUAGAAAGAUAACGUAAUUUUUUGCUACUGAAAAGAUAAUGAUGCGCCUUAGAGGCGCUCAAUUUUCAAUAUAACUUUUUUAUAGAAAUUUAAUUAAUUUUACUUUUUCAUAGCUUUGUGGAUUGCUACAUUAUUAAUAAGUAAAAAAAACACAAAUUUAAGUUAUUAUUUUUUAUCCAAACAUAACAAUUUACAUACUAAAAAUAAAAUUUUUAGUUUUUUUUUGUGAGUUAUGAAAUUCUCAAUAACAAAAAUAAAUCUAAAAAAAUAUCAAAAUUUUAUGUAGAAAAAGUCAUCAAUUUUAUGUUCACCACACACAGUUUUUUUACAUUCGGUAUACGUUUUCUUAUACAUUCUUUUCUUCUUUGAUGUGCUGCAGUAGUGCCGAAUUUUAACUGGAGGUUCCUAACAGCUUCCAAUGGCACCUUCAGUGGUUUGUGGCAAAAUGUUUUCAAUAUUGUCUCUCAAACGUCUUGACAAAUUAACUAGAGGUAGACACAAAUCUAGAUAGAUUAGUAGUAAAAAGAUUUUUACGCUUACUUACAUUCCGAUAACCUAUCAACAGAUAGCAUUGGACUAUAGCUAAUAAUACAACUAUAUUGGACAUAACUAUGGAUAGAUAAGAUCUUGUUAUUAAACGGUGAUGUCAAAAUAUAUCCGUAAGUAGAGAUACGUUAUUGAAAACGGCCGCUUACCGGCUAAGAUGAAGACGGUUACGGUUAACAGUUAAAGUUAUGGCGUCAUCUAAUUCUAAUCUAAUUGUCAAAUGGUGCAACACAUUUUUUGGUGUACUUUAAUAUGUUUGUUAUUGCUAAAGUUAUUUGGUACAACCCAGACUAAGUCGUGUGUCAGUUGUCACUGUCCGAAUCAAAUCUGAACUGAAUAAUUGUUGUACAUUGCUGCUUAUUGACGAAGCAUAUUUUAAACAACUUGAUUAAAUGCCUGGAGUAAUUUGUGACAUGUUCAAUAUUUCGACUUUGUUUUUAUACGACGUGAUAUGUCUAUAUGUACUGUGUUUCACUAUUGAUAAUCAACCUCUUACUGGCCAAUAAUGAGCUAAUAAUUUUAAAUUUAAAUGGUACAUUGGUAAUUUUAGGUGUUAAUUGUAAAAUUUCGCUAGUAACUACAUGAUCACAUCCAAUAUUUAAUUGGGCCAUGUGGUGAUACAUAUCUUGAGUAGCUGUCCAAGCUCGACUGGUAGAUAAUUUACAUGUUGAUAUCUUCACUUUUCAUACUAUGCUAUUUGAAGGUAAUAUUAACAUAAAAAAUAAUUUGCAUAGUAAUGUUUUGAAAUAUCGAAACCUCGUCUUCUAGCUUAAGUAAAAUAGAUUCUAAUUAUGACGGUCUUAUCAAUGUGUCGUCGUUUAAACCGUUGCCAAAUUUAAAACUUUUAUUAUUAUUAUUAAUUAUUAUUGUUCAUUAUUAGAAGUGAAGAUAUCAUCAUAUCGAUUGUAAUAACUGUUUAUUAAGCUCUUUACAGAAUACGCUACAAUAUAUUAGCAUAUAGUUGAUAGCACAACAAUAUCACGUACCAUACAUUAUUGGGCACGUUCACACUUCACUGUACGAUAUAUUAUUGGCUUACUAUACGCAAGAAUUGAAGUGUCCUCUUCCUCCCCCCUCACCCCCGGCCGUGAAAAGAAUCACAACACGCCUGGACAUGAUUCUGUGCCUGUGACAAUGACCUCUACUAUUUAAUACUGGAGUGGUGGCUGUCAAUGUGCUCUUGUGCCUGUUUGAUAUUCGCCAUUUUGGCGCUGUUGGCCAUGUAGCGAGAGUCUGCGGUACUAAAACUAGUGAUGACAACCUCAACUAAAUAAAUAUCGAUAAGAAAACUAUUUACAAAAAAAAUGUGUACUUUAUUACGUUGAUUCCUGAAGGAUGAAUAACACGGAAAACUACCGAAAUUAAUUCAAAACGCAAUAAUACUUCAGAGUACUAUACGCUUCUCUCGCAGCUGGCACGCUUGGACGCUCGCGAGUGGCGCUUCAAUUAGGCACAAUUUGCUGUCAAACAUAUGGAACAGCCUGUCCACUGGUAUUUAUACAGUUCAGUGGACUGUGAUAAAUGCUUGCGAUCAUAUCGCGUAAUGUUAACGCCAUGCUAUUAUUAUAGCAUUCAGUUAUAUCACAAUAGUAUAGCGUAGUCUGAAAGAGCUUUAUGCAUCGCACAAUUUAAAUAUAGCAUUAGCCGACCGAGUUAAGAUGAACAUUUUCUUUUUCUAUUUUAAUUUCUUCUUAAUACGGUCGUAAUAGGUAGGUAGCAUUUUCGUUGAAUGCAAUACUGGUAUCAAUAUAAUAUUCUAUGUGUUAAAUCGUUUCAACUCCUAUACUUAGCGUCAUUAAGCAUUUGGAAAGGGCCAUACCUAAUUAUAUAUAUAAAAAAAAAUUGAUUUCAAGAUUUAUUGAAAUUUGAAACCUUUAAAUAAAACAAGGCCACAAAAAAAUUUAUUUUAUAAAAAAAUGGACCCUGGCUGUAUGGUAUAAUUUUCGUUGCCUGUUUCGUCUUGAAGUAUGAAAAGGAAUAGACAACUAUUAUAGAAUGAUCCAUCAUUUACCCAUUUCAUUCUAUAGUUUAAAAGUAAAAAUAUUUCUUUGCAUUAUAUGUCCAUCUGCCAUUGUAGUUUUCUUUGUACCGUGAGAACUGGCUUUUGGCCGGAUUCUCAUACUGCGCAGGACUUGAGGAAUGAUUACUUCAUUGAAAUAAUGCUGUAGCGUCGAUUUGCUGAUGAAUAUAUUAUAUCCUUAUAAGUAAUCUUUUUCAUAUAAACUCAAAAGACAAAAGUAUUUUAAUAUUUUGGCUUGUUAGAGAUAAUAUUGUUGGUACUGAAUAUUAUUUCCUUCGUGAAUUCGAGUUAGUCUCAAAAUUAUAUUUCAUAAAUGUACGCGAAAAUAAGUCAGGUCCGGCGAGAGUGACCAAUGUCCUCUAUUUGUCAUUGACGUUUUAACAAUACAGCUAUUUUUCUUUAUCACGGCUUGUGCAAUUGUUCCUGCUUCUUGACAGAUGACAUAACCGUCAUGACUUUUCGAUUGCCACUGAUGAAAAUUCUUUUAUAAAUUUGAAAAUGUGACAGGCUACCGUGGAAAGCAUUAACAGUUGCAUAAAGUUGGCUCGUAGGUAUAAUAAGGUCCUAUUGUAUUGUUCAGAUGCAAAUAUUUAGGAGAAUCAACAUGUAAAUAAUCGUAUUAUGUUAUAUAUUAAAUGGAAUGUGUUAAUGGUGUAACGGUAUUACGCAUAUUUGUAAUUAUAAUUCGUAUGAUAAUAAUUAUUAGCUUUGAACACAAUAUCUUAUAAUAGUUGAAAUGUAUUUUAUAAGAUUUAAACGUUUUAUUUUGCUUUAUUUUUAUUACUUUAACUGUGCUUACUUUUCCGUUAAGAUUGUUCAAUUAAUUAAAAGUAUAUUUUGGAUGGUGUUUUAUUGAAAUUGUUACUUUCGGGCGUAUCUUUUAUUAUUUUAUUCUAUCAGAUUGUUUUGUAGAUGGAAGUUAGCUCUUACCCUACUAAUUUAGGUGGAGUUUAUCAAUUUUUGUAACCCAUGUAUGAAUGUAUGAAUAAUAACUACUUCGAUGUUAGUUUAAUAAAUUUGUUACGCAAACAAUCUUGCUUGUAUUGUCAUUUUGAAAAUAGGGUUUCUUAGUUAAAAAUAUUUUGACCUAAAUUAUUUUUAGUAAGUGGCUUGUUCACACAGCUAUGAAAUGCUCUAGAAACUUUUGUGUGCUGGCAAUACAUGCAAGAUAGGUCUAUUUGUUACUAAUAAUUGUCUAUUGAAAGUAAGUGUCCCCGCUUUGAGUAGUAACAGCUUGUAUUAUACUAUUUUUAUAUGAAUAAAACUUAAGCAUGUAAAAUACAAGUGAACAUAUUCAACUGAAGUGUCGAGUAAUUCUUCCAAAUAUUGUGAAGCCUCUGAAUAAUUCAAAAUAUAUUUAUAUUAACUGUUCAAA